AUGGAAGUUUUCCUUCACAAUCUCCCCAGUCAUCUGACGGACGAAGCUCUAAAAAAGCAGCUUGAACCUUUCGUCAAGCGAUUAGGAAUCGUCGACUAUCUCUGUGAGAAGCCAAAGAGAAAACAAUUCGGGCAUGUUACCUUUCUUCAGCGCAAGGAUGGUGAGAGAUUUAUCCUCGCUCAUGGUCAGGAAGAGCUUCCUCAGGCUAUAGGCUCUCGUGGGCGACCGCGCCUCAAGUCCAAGCUGCAACUGAUGGGCACUGAUGUUUUCUGCGCUCGAAGCAAGCGCCCACCCCAAGAGUUUGCCCUUCGUAGCUUAGAGCAUACGGCUGAGCAACGUACGAAGGAUAGCAUACACAAAUAUGAGGAAGAGAUGUCCGUCUCUCUUGGUCUGCAGGGGUUUAGUUGUGGUUACUGCGAGUUCUCUGGAGAUCAACUGGCCUACGUCCCUGAAGUGCAAUUUCAAGAUACGGGUAUCAUGAAAUUCAAGAAGCGUGUGAUUAUUGUCAAGUUAAGGACUAAUCGCCUCAUUCGAAUUCCUCUCAGUACAGUCGUCAGUCUCAUCUGGUCCCGUAAUGGAGAUUUGACGUUGACUCUUUCCACGGUCCCAUACUUCUUUUCGGUUGAAACUUCUGUUGAUAUUCUGAUGACGAAGGUACAUAAUCUAAGCAUCAACACUCACCGUGUUGCAAAUGGCUCGGCACCUACACGAUUACGCAAGUGCUCACUGGACCAGCGGCAUGCGGAGGUUGUUGGGCAAUGCUUGGAGUACCAGUUCAGAGUCUCCCCAAUUGACCUCCUUGCGGCGAUCCAAGAACUGAAGGACUGGGAGGUAACGAUUAUACACUACGAUCUGAGCGCUCGAGGAACAUCCUACCGGGCGACUUUCGAAGAAUAUAUGAGGCUCCUCAGGAAUCAACUCGCCUCUUAUACCAGGGAGAACUUACUCCCUUUUGGCGUCCUCUGCCAGCUCCAAGCGCUUGUCUAUAACGGGUAUCUCUUGCCACAGACAGUAACUAAUCUGGCAAAUGAGCUUUGGAAAGAAUACAGGGCAAACAAAAAGGCAGGCCGACCACUUAUAUCUGUCCCGGCUAUUCGAAAACUCUUUGACAUGAUACCCUGGCCGUUUCCCCAUGAAGAUCCCACGAACCUUGAAGUUGGAUCUUUGAUGGCCGCACUUCGCCAGAAUGAGAAGGAUAUACAACUGGGCCUCGUGCAGGGACAAGGUGUCUUGGGCCCAACCCAGAAUCUAGCGCUGAUUCACAGGGUAAUGGUAACCCCAACGCGGGUUACCCUCCAUGGCCCAGAACCCGAGCCUUUCAACCGCAUUCUCCGGCGGUUUCCAAACCAUCACGACAAUUUCAUUCGAGUUCAAUUCUGCGACGAAGAGGGAGGUGAUCUAUAUUUUAACUCCAAGGUCAACUUUGAUGAUGUGUUUUCUCGAUUCAAGAAUGUCCUCACUCGUGGAAUCCAGAUUGCAGGCCGGACCUACUCUUUUCUUGGAUGGUCCCAUUCUUCUCUCAGAUCGCAUUCAUUUUCUUCCCCUUUCUUCGACGAAAAUGGCGACUUUCAGACGUAUUUCAGCAUCAUCAAAGCUCUUGGUGACUUUUCCAAGAUAACCUCUCCGGCUCGGUGUGCCGCACGUAUUGGGCAAGCAUUUUCAGAGACGCCGUUUGCCGUCCCAAUCGAGGAAAAUGACAUCAAUAUAGUGGAAGUGCCAGACAUGGUAUCGAAAGAUGGCUCAAGAGUAUUUAGCGAUGGAGUUGGGUCUCUUUCUGUCGACGUCCUCGAUAAGAUAUGGUCAAAUAUACCCUCCAAGAAGGGAAAGCCUACCUGCUUCCAAAUUCGCCUAGGAGGAUCCAAGGGCAUGAUAGCUGUUGAUAGCAGACUUCCUGGCUCUGUCAUACAGGUUCGACCAUCAAUGAUCAAAUUUGAUGGUGAUAUGAGUGACUUGGAGAUCUGCGACAUGGCCGCCAAACCAAUCCCACUUGUCCUAAACCGACAAAUGAUUAAAAUCCUGGAGGAUAUGGGAGUUGCGGAGGAUUGGUUUUUCAAUCUUCAGACUACUCAACUGCAGUACCUUCGGAGGAUCACCGCAAGCGCGCAUAACACUGCUGUGUUCAUUAAAAGACAGGCCAUCGGGUACUGUUUCGGGCUCUUUAGACUGUUUCGUCAAGCUCACCUCCUUCGGAUUGACUACAAAAAGGACCCUUUUCUGCGCUCGUUAGUCGAAGCGGUGGUACUCCGUGAAGUGCGUCUGCUGAAGCACAGGGCCCGCAUUCCUGUAAAAAAGGGAAUAACACUUUUCGGUAUCGUGGACGAGACCGGGUUCUUGCAGAGCGACGAGGUGUACGUGACGUUUGAUACCGUAGAAGGACGGUUUGAGCCACCACCACCACCUGGAAGGCUUCUGGUAACGCGCUCGCCGGCUCUCCAUAACGGAGAUAUACAGCAGGCUUACCAGGUACUUCCACCCGUGAACCAUCCAUUAAGACAACAUCGAAACUGUAUCGUCUUUAGUGCGAUGGGAGACCGUGACCUUCCAAGUAAACUGAGUGGAGGAGAUCUCGACGGCGAUAUCUACAACAUUAUCUGGGAUCCGGAGUCCCGACCGAAACGUACAUUCGAGCCUGCUGACUACCCCCGCGUCGAGCCUCUCAACAUAGGCCGUCUUGUCACGGCCGAUGAUAUGGCUAACUUUUUUAUCGAUUUCAUGAGGACCGAUCAUCUAGGAGUUAUCGCUACAAGGCACAUGAUCCUGGCGGACCAGAAGGAUGAAGGCACGUCUCACCCGGAUUGUAAAAAGCUUGCGCAGUUACAUUCGACGGCGGUGGAUUUUUCGAAGACGGGGAUUCCAGUAGAGUUGAAUGAGCUUCCAAAAGCGAACAACUUCAGGCCAGACUUCUUAGCUCCAGGGCCUCAGACGCACAUCUAUGCGAAAUCAGACAUUUACAUGGAUCGAUAUGUCUUGCAGACCACAUAUGAUGAAGACGAUGACCUCGAGCCACCACGCAAGUACUACAAAUCCGAAAAGGUCCUUGGAAAGCUGUACCGAGCGAUAGACGAGCGAAAAAUCUGGUUCGAUGAAAUCCAUUCAGAAACAGCUCCGGACGAAGACUUAUUCUGGGACGAAUUUAUUUGGUCAACCACCAGGCGGUGCGAUGUAUUUUCGCCAAUUUCAUGCGAGCGUUGGAUAGACGAAGCUCAGCGAAUCCGGUUGGCAUACGAGGACGCAAUCUUUUCCGCAAGAAACAACUACUCCGACCAUCCAGUCAAGCCGCUUAGCGAGCUAGAGGUCUUGAUUGGUUCUGUCAUUAACAAGUCCGGCGUGCAAACUCGUCGACAGCGCGAUCAAUCGCAAAAACUGGCUGAUGAGUUUGAGCGUAUUGCAUCGUGGAUCACGGACCAGAUGCAUAGACAUCGCAAGGUGGAAACCCCGCGUACAAACCAUGAAUCCUGCACAGAGACGUUAGAACUCUGCCUUGCGUGUUUCCAAGUUGCCGGAGAACAGAAUAAUGAUAGCACGUAUCGUCGUAGAAAGGACUAUGGCGAGCUCAAGAGCUUUAGAAUCAUUGCAGCUUGGGCCGAGUCAGAAUCUGCAGGGCCAUUUUAUAGUGUGCUAUCAGAGAAAGAAAAGCUUUUGACCGUCUCGAUCGCUUCUCUGGCAACUUUUUUGUCCCCGCUCUCUGCCAGCAUCUAUUACCCAGGUAUUGAAGAAGUGGCGCGGGAUCUUCAUGUGUCGAACAACAUGAUUAAUCUUACAGUCACUUCCUUCAAGGUCUUUCAAGGAGUCGCACCGUUGGUAACAGCUAGCUUGUCAGAUCAGACGGGUCGUCGAGCUACCCUCAUGAUCAGCUUGAUCCUGUAUAUUGGAAUAAAUGUCGGCCUGGCCGUCCAAACAAGCUUUCUUGCACUCAUCCUACUUCGAUGUCUCCAAAGUAUUUUCAGCAGCACGGUGGUCAUCGUGGGCACUGCAACGACAGCUGAUGUGGUAUCGGGUGCGGAGCGCGGGAAAUAUAUGGCAUACACAGUGCUAGGAGCGACCGUUGGCCCUGCUCUUGGGCCAGUAGUAGGAGGAAUCCUCACGCACUGCUUUGGCUGGCGGAGUGCAUUCUGGUUUUUGACGAUCUUUGCUGGGUUUUUGCUCCUGUUGGUCGUCACACUGCUGCCUGAAACUUGCCGUGCCGUCGUAGGGAAUGGCAGCAUCGCCCCGCAGAAAUGGAACUAUCCAUUGAGUCACGUCCUGUUUCCAGGUCGCCAGUCAACGCCUCCUCAAUACCAGACAAUAACCACCUUCAAGCAGCGUCCGAGCCCUUGGAAUACCCUCAAACUGGUCUGGGACAAAGAAGCUGCAUGCACUAUCCUUUUCAGCGCCAUCAUAUAUGCGGGUUAUCUUUCCAUCACGACGACCCUUCCCUUUGAGCUGGGAAGGCACUAUGGUUUCAAUGCCCUGCAGAUUGGGUUAUGUUAUCUAUCAUACGGAGCCGGAAGCCUGACCUCGCGAUGGACAGCCGGAACCUUGAUGAACUGGAAUUUUCGACGUCUUGCGCAUCAUGUCGGACUUGAUAUCCAUGACAAGAGAGAACUCAAACUUACGAGUUUUCCCUUGGAGAAGGCCAGACUUCAGAUCACUCUCCCACUGAUAUACUUCGCUUCCGUGUUCAUUGUUGUGUAUGCCUGGGUUCUCAACUUUGAAGUUCAGGUGGCUGUGCCGCUCAUCAUGUUGUUCUUGGUGGCUCAUGCAUUAUCCGGGGUUACCAGUACUUUGACGACAUUGAUCAUCGACUGUCAUGCUGAAAAGCCAGCUACUGCCACCGCUGCGACAAACUUUUUCCGAUGCUUGUUUGGAGCUGGUGCGACUGCCGCUGCCGUACCGCUUAUCGAUCGAAUCAAUAUAGGCUGGACAGGGACACUGCUUGCCUUUUUGUACAUCAGUUCGAGCCCGUUAGCAUGGAUGGUGUUCAUUUUUGGGCAUAGUUGGCGGCUUCAAAAGGAAAGGAGGCUUUCUCAAUAA
Molecule: messenger RNA, 5013 nt
Organism: Aspergillus thermomutatus
Lineage: Eukaryota; Fungi; Ascomycota; Eurotiomycetes; Eurotiales; Aspergillaceae
Exons: 6
Coding region: 1-5013 (1670 amino acids)
Biological process (GO): siRNA processing; transmembrane transport
Cellular component (GO): nuclear RNA-directed RNA polymerase complex
Molecular function (GO): RNA-directed RNA polymerase activity; transmembrane transporter activity
Source: RefSeq, a predicted model, not a curated record